GGCCGAGAUCGCCGUCAUUCAAACAUUUCCUGAUUGCAAUCAAGUGAACCGUACUUCAGUAGGAAGAAGAAAAAAAAAAUCAACACCGCUGUUAACAAUUUGGACCGACUGGUGGCUCGGAUACGAUUCAAUAGGCCUGUUAAAUGUUUAGUGUUUUGUUUCGCUAUGGCAGGUGACAGGACGGCUGCCGGGAAACGCGCAUAGCGGAUGCAUCAUCGUCAAAGCCAGUCUAAUCUGAAGUCUGGCUGGCCCUCGACUUGUAACUCGGGAAAUAAUAACUGUAAUAACACUAUGGACGCCCCUCAGUAUCCAGGCUACCCAUCGCACUACUGGUACCCCCAGUCUCACUCAGGACACUAUGCAAAUACCUAUCCAUCUGGAUCAGAUGUUCAGCCACAGUACAAUCCACAGGUAUUGCCUGGAGGUUAUCCAAAUGGUCAUGGUGUCUACAGCCCAGCGCAGGGUCAAUAUUCGGCAAGCGGUUUCCACCCAUCCAACCCUUUCUACUGUGCUGACCCUCAGAGACCAGCUCCAGGUCCCUAUCCUAACCAGGGCUGUCCGGUGGAGCAGGGCAGCGGCCCGUCUGGGCAGCCCCACUCUCAACACCAACAUCAUCACUAUCCUGGUCCACACUGUCAAGGGGCACCUGGAUAUCCUCCUGGAACAUACCCCCACUAUACUGAAGGGGGUCAUGCAAUGCCUCCAAACCCCCCAUACCCCACUGGCCAGUCCCACCACCCCAGUCCUCAGGCUGAAGCGUGGGCACACUCUGGUGCGUAUGCAACUCCCCAGCAGCAGUGGCAGCCCGGCCAGCAGCCUCCACAAAACCACUACGGAAAUCCUGUCCGUCCACCGCAUCCUCCAGCAUGGCCAGGGACUGGAACUGGCGCUCCGCCACCGUACCAACCCAAGGACCAACAGCACCAACGUGCCCCACAGGUGGGACCUAAACCCAGGCCGAACCCGUCCCCAAAUCCCCCCAAUGGGAAGCCUGCAGAGAUAAGCUCACCUCCUCAAAUGUACAACAAAACCGGGAGAGGUGAGCCUAAUCCUUCACAAGGUGACCCCCUGCCCUCUGCCCCAGCCCAAGCUCCAGGCCAAGCUGGACCUCAGCCCCUGAGUGAUAACCCCGGCCUUGCUAAGGUCCAGCAGGUCAUGGCCAGAGUGCUAAUGCUGCAGGAAGAUGUUGAUGAGUUUGUUGGCAAAAAGACAGAGAAGAGUUACAGGUACCUGGAGGAACUGCUGACCAAAGAGCUGCUGGUGCUGGACUCUGUGGAGACUCAGGGACUGGAGAAUGUCCGGCAAGCCCGUAAGGAGGCUGUACAGAAGAUCCAGGCAAUUCUGGACCAGCUAGAGAAGAAGGCUUUCUGAACUGAAUUUAUUCAUGGGUUUGUGUCCAAGUUUUGCUGUUUUCUUCUUCCAGAUCUUCCAUGGACACAGUUUUAUCUUUCGGCUUUUUUCCCCACCAUCAUGAUAUGAGAUGCCUGGAGUAAAUGGCAUGGACCCAAGAACAUGAGCGAUUACUGGUACAUGGAAUCAACCUUUUUAAAGCCUAAUCACGCGGGUAGUAGAAGUGCAGACUGAUGGUUGUAUACAUCUGAAGACUUUCAGCCUCAGUGAGUGGCUGUGACAUCCACCCAACCUGACACUCUUGCUCAGCUCAUCUUUUACGUCACGCCUUUGCCAGCAUAAUGCAUGGCAGAGUUGCUGGAAGAUGGGAUUAAUUCAGUGCCACGUUGCAACUGUCGGUUGUCUCGAACCCUGUGAUACAGACUCAGAUUAUCAUCACGCUGUCCCUCAGGAUUGUGGAUUGGUUUUAUUCUGAUCCCGAGCACGUGCACUUCCUUAGCUGUCGGUCAUUACAUCUUACAGACCAUUUGCAUGGUCAUGGUAUUGUCCUCACCCCUGACAGGGUCCAAACACUUAGUUGCCCAUACUUACUCCUUCAGGUCUCUGCAGGAAUAGGUGCAAUGCUUUCCCUCUCCCUGCAUGCACUGUGAUGUCAGAUAAGCAAUCAGUACAGUUGUGACAUCUCCAAGCUUAUAAUUGUACAAAGAGUGUGGCUGAUUACGGAAACCCCUCUAAAGAUUACUGUCCCCAUUACACCAUCUUUUGGAUGAAACUGCCCAAAUGCAGACCUAGAAUCAGACCUACAUAUGAACGCCAUGCAUUUCACUAUAGGAGCAACUGUUAUUGCAGAUGCAUAAGGACAUGGGACAGGUUAAGGAUUACUUGAAAAGCUGUUGCAUUGUGACCUUACUCUCCCUUUCUGAACACUUAGAAUAUAAAUAGGACAUAGCAAUUUAGUUUGCUUUUUUUUUUCCAAAAGUGUUCAAUCAGUUGCUGUAAAGGAAAAUGUUUACUUUGACAUUUUCAAUGUUUUGUAGUCCAGGACAAUGUUGGUCACAGCUAUUUUGAUCUGAUGUUUAGUUUGAUUGUGUUUCAGUUUACUCUAGCACUAAUAUCAUUGUUAUUAGAAAUCUAACAUCGCACCACAAUCCAUUGUCAAAAGAGCAAGUCUUUUUUUUCUUUUUUUUCACAGUCAUUCCAUGUGUGUUGAUUUAGAAAAAAAGAGUGCCGUAUUUCAAGGGAUGGUUUUAUAUCAUUAGAAAAAAUAAAUAAAAAAGAUGAUAAGCUUUGCAUGAAAAAAACAAAAACAUCUGUCAUAUGUGUUUAUUUCCAUGUGCUGCUAAGUUUCUGUUCAGAUGGAGCACAACUGUACAGUUUCCGAUGUAAUGCAUGUUUCCAACACAAGAUGGGAAUCUUUGCCUGAUAAAUACUGAAGUUAUCAAAAGUGAGGGGAGGAAAAGAAAUAAUUAAACAUCAGUAUAUUUUGUGUACGUGA
This is a messenger RNA of Scophthalmus maximus (turbot), 2845 nucleotides long. RefSeq names its product BCL2 associated athanogene 4 (gene bag4). Gene Ontology annotation, biological process: protein stabilization. The coding region runs from base 208 to 1371 and encodes 387 amino acids. The record is from RefSeq and is a predicted model, not a curated record. Lineage: Eukaryota; Metazoa; Chordata; Actinopteri; Pleuronectiformes; Scophthalmidae. Gene Ontology annotation, molecular function: protein-folding chaperone binding; adenyl-nucleotide exchange factor activity. The transcript has 5 exons. Gene Ontology annotation, cellular component: nucleus; cytoplasm; membrane.